GUAAUCCCUAUCUCGCUAGCACAAACUACUUUAAACAAUUGCUGGGCUAGUAGGGUGCCGACGCGGUAAGCCAAUUGCUGCAGGGAACAGUCGUUUAUUUUCAGGCGCAAAUGAGAAAGCCAGGUCAUAGAUUCCUACACUUCACGUACCGCGACAAUAUACGUGAUAUCUCAAUGGCAUAUACCUAUGUAUCUACUCAAAAUAUAUGUCCCCAGCCAGCAUUUCAUGACCAUCGCAACGCGACCAACGCGGAUGUACGCCAAGUAAUGCUUUCACCGCUGUCCCUUUCUGCAGUCAUCCGAACGGCAAAUUCGUCCACGCGCAAAUAUCUUUUGCUUUCAGGAUGCAAUGACGUCCUGAGAGUGCGUGGGAUUCCACUGACCAACCGCGCUCUUCAUAAGUGUUUCACGGUUAUAUCUGCUAUUGACUGCACCUGCAAUCGCUCACCGGCUGACUGGCGACGCCCCCAGGCACAUGCAUAA
Messenger RNA from Periconia digitata, 482 nucleotides. The record is from the annotation of a GenBank genome assembly. Lineage: Eukaryota; Fungi; Ascomycota; Dothideomycetes; Pleosporales; Periconiaceae.